Coprinopsis cinerea okayama7#130 is the source of this 1836-nucleotide messenger RNA. RefSeq names its product pescadillo-family protein. Gene Ontology annotation, cellular component: PeBoW complex; nucleolus. The record is from RefSeq and is a predicted model, not a curated record. Gene Ontology annotation, biological process: maturation of LSU-rRNA from tricistronic rRNA transcript (SSU-rRNA, 5.8S rRNA, LSU-rRNA); ribosome biogenesis. NCBI's taxonomy places the organism in Eukaryota, Fungi, Basidiomycota, Agaricomycetes, Agaricales, Psathyrellaceae. Bases 1 to 1836 code for a protein of 611 amino acids. The transcript is spliced from 5 exons. Gene Ontology annotation, molecular function: RNA binding.
AUGGGUCGACUAAAACAAAAAGGAAAGGCAGGAGCAGCGAAGAACUACAUCACACGCACUGCGGCUGUCAGAAAACUGCAGUGUUCUCUCGCUGAUUUUCGACGACUCUGUAUCUUAAAAGGGAUCUUUCCUAGGGAACCCAACAACCGAAAAAAAGCCAACAAAGGCUCGUCUGCGCCAACAUCAUUUUAUUAUGCGAAGGAUAUCGCCUACCUUGCGCAUGAGCCCGUUCUCAAGCGCCUUCGAGAGCACAAAGCAUUUGCCAAGAAGCUUUCUCGUGCUUUAGGAAGAGGGGAAUGGAGCGCCGCGAAGAGCCUGGAAGAGAACAAACCGAUCUAUCGGUUAGACCACAUUAUUAAAGAGCGUUAUCCUACUUUCGUCGACGCGCUCCGUGACAUUGAUGAUGCCCUUUGCAUGGUCUUCCUUUUUGCCACCCUCCCAAGCACCGCCAGAUUGCCACGCGAAAUCAUUGACAACUGUGCCCGGCUCUCCAUGCAAUGGCAACUCUAUGUUAUGCACACAAACUCCCUCCGAAAGGUGUUCCUCUCGAUCAAGGGCGUUUACUAUCAGGCUGAGGUUAUGGACCAAACCAUCACUUGGUUAGUUCCAUAUCAGUUCACACAGAACAUCCCUACAGACGUUGAUGUUCGCGUGAUGCUCACAUUCCUGGAACUGUACCAGACCCUUCUGGGGUUCGUGUUUUUCAAGCUUUACAGUGACGCCAACCUUGUCUAUCCUCCUCCGCUGGACAUCAACAAGGACGACAUGGCUGCAGGCGUAGGGGCCUUCAACCUCCAGUCCACGCAUGUUCAACCGAAACGCAAUGAAACCGGGAAGACUGUCGAUGUGGAUGGCAAAAAGGUCUCAGUGAAAGAUGUUCGGCAGACCAUCAAGAGUAUCGUAGCUGCAGACGAGCCUCAAGUGGAUGUCCAGAUGGGGGAUCCUGACGAAGCUUCCCCUGGAGAAGAAGAGCAAUUCGUCGCACAUGCAAGCAAAUCUGCUCCAGACGCCGUUCCUGAACUACCAACACUGCACAUGUUAUCAUCCACCCCUUCGUCACCCUCUUCACGACUAUUUGCUCCCUACACCUUCUGGCUCUCAAGAGAAACAUCCCGAUCAAUAUUCGAAUUCAUUAUCCGUUCGCACGGCGGGAGAGUCGGCUGGCCCGCUUCCUCAGGCACUGGUUCACCAUUUGACGAGAGCGACGAGUCUAUCACUCAUGUCAUCAUCGACCGACCUGUGGUACAGAAGGAAGAGACCCCCGCAGAACGCGAGCUCCGCUCGCGAAGAAAGUAUGUUCAGCCGCAGUGGGUGGUGGAUAGCAUCAACGCAGGAAAAAUACUCUUGGAGGAUACAUAUGCACAAGGGAAACUUUUACCGCCUCAUCUGAGUCCUUUCGGUGAGUAUGAGGGAGCUUACGACCCGACGGCGGCAACGAACGACGCAGAUAUGGAUGUGGAAACCGAUGGGGAGGAAGGGGAAGCGGAUGCAUCUGGGGACGAAAAAGAAAGCAACACCGAUGCCGUGGAGGCAGCGCUUGCGUCGGUGGCUAUGGAUGAUCCUGCAAGCGUCCGGGCUGCUGAGCUUGCUGCCGAAGCUGCUGGUCUUGACUAUAACAUCUUCGAAACCAAGGUGAAGAAGGCCAGCAAGAGCAAGAAGCCAGACACCGCAAGCAAGGCCACAGAAGAGGCGGAGAAGGACAUGAACAAGAUGAUGAUGAGCAACAAGCAAAGGAAGCUGUACGAGAAGAUGAAGUACAGUCAACAAAAGAAGGCCGCUGAGAAAGAGAAACUUGAGCAGCGCAAGAAGCAGCUGCAAAAGGCUGGAGGGAAAUAG